GACUACAGGGGGGAGACACAUCUCUCCCCACCUCGCUUCGCACCUCUCCAGCCGCCGCCUCCUCCUUCGCCGGCGUCGACGAUGGGUGACUAUGGCCACGGCGGGGGGCAGAUGCGGGGCAACCCGGACUCCCGCCCCAGGGGCCAGGGCCAGCGCCCUAACGUCCAGCAGCUCAAGCUCAUGGGGCAGAUCCACCCGACGGGGCUCACGCCCAACCUGCUUAAGCUCUUCGAACCGCGUCCACCGCUCGAGUACAAGCCCCCGCUGGAGAAGCGCAAAUUGCCGGCCUACACCGGGAUGGCACAAUUUGUGUCGCACUUUGCUGAGCCCGAGGAUCCAGAGUAUGCUCCGCCAGUACCCAAGUGUGAGACCAGGGCAGAGAAGAAGGCUAGAAUUCGCAAUAAUAAGCUCGAGCAAGGCGCAGCUAAGGUUGCUGAAGAGCUUCAGAAGUAUGACCCACAAAGUGACCCCAAUGCUACUGGAGAUCCAUACAAAACACUCUUUGUUGCUAGACUUAACUAUGAGACAUCUGAGCAGAGGAUCAAACGCGAGUUUGAAGGUUAUGGUCCUAUUAAAAGGGUUCGUCUUGUAACUGAGAAAGAUACAAGUAAACCUAGAGGAUAUGCAUUCAUUGAGUAUGUGCACACACGAGACAUGAAAAAUGCCUACAAGCAAGCAGAUGGGAGAAAAGUGGACAACAGGAGGGUAUUAGUUGAUGUUGAGCGAGGCAGAACUGUUCCAAAUUGGCGUCCUAGGAGAUUGGGUGGUGGGUUGGGAUCAAGCAGGAUGGGUGGUACUGAUACUGACAAAAAGGAUUCCACUAGGGAGCAACAACAAGGUGGACGCCCUAGAUCAGAAGAGCCUCGGAGGGAUGAUCGUCGUGCCGAUAGGGAUCGUGAAAAAUCUCGUGAAAGGGUACGGGAAAGAGACCGUGAGGAGAGGACCCGUGAACGUUCGCAUGACCGGACUCGUGAUAGAGAUCUACGAGAUGAGAAGCAUCACCAUAGAGACCGUGAGAGGACUCGGGAUAGGGAGAGAGGAAAGGACCGUGAAAGAGACCACGGCCGUGACCGGGAGCGUGAUCGUCGUGACAGGGACAAGGAUCGUGGUCGGGACUAUGAUAGAGAAAGGGACCGUGGUCGCUCUCAUGAUCGCCAUCGUGAGAGAGGCAGGGACCGUGGUGAAAGAGAUUAUGAGCGCACCAGCCAUGAACGUGACCGUGGUCACAUGCAUGAGAGGGAUGCAGACUAUGGCAAUGGUGGGACAAAGCAUGACAAAAAUCUGUCUAGUUAUGGGCAGGAUUAUGGCUAUGGUCAGUAUGAGCAACACAAAGGUCAUGAUGCAUAUGGUUACAGUCAAGAUGUACGUGGACAUGAAACUGAACACUCAAAGCGGCAUGAGCACGAAUAUUAUCGUGUUGACUCGUAUGGUAAAAUGGAAGCUAACUAUCAGAUGCCGCCAAACAAUGCUGAGCCAGAAGGCCCUGAGGAAGGUGAGGCAUAUGAGGAAGGCGACUACCAGUAUCACCGGUCUGGUGAACACAUGAAGGAAGCUUGAUUGCAGCGAUGAGAUUUGCCUGCAGCUUUAUACUGAUACACAACGAUGGUUUCAAUGUUGGUUCUUUGUAUGAAUUAGUUUCAGCUGCAUAGUGCCUGUCAGUUGUGUUCUUCCAUGUUGGGGAAUUCUCAAAAGGAAGCAAAAUCUUGCCCAACUGCGUGGAUUUUUGAAUUUGAAGCCUAUGGCUGCCAAUAUCUUGUGGAAUAAGAUAUUUGUGUAAUCUGGUUGUGGAGAUCCAUAUGAUCUGCCGUUAUCCAUCUACUCUUCUGUUAAGAAGUUUUGUAUGACAGUUCCUUCAAAUUAUUUGUUCCAACAUUUUGCAGAACUUCAGAAUUGUUGUUC
Zea mays is the source of this 1899-nucleotide messenger RNA. RefSeq names its product U1 snRNP. NCBI's taxonomy places the organism in Eukaryota, Viridiplantae, Streptophyta, Magnoliopsida, Poales, Poaceae. Gene Ontology annotation, biological process: mRNA splicing, via spliceosome. The transcript has 10 exons. Gene Ontology annotation, molecular function: mRNA binding; U1 snRNA binding. The coding region runs from base 82 to 1557 and encodes 491 amino acids. The record is from RefSeq and is marked validated. Gene Ontology annotation, cellular component: precatalytic spliceosome; U2-type prespliceosome; U1 snRNP.